This is a messenger RNA of Pecten maximus, 2264 nucleotides long. RefSeq lists its product as uncharacterized. Bases 1 to 1992 code for a protein of 663 amino acids. The record is from RefSeq and is a predicted model, not a curated record. The transcript is spliced from 3 exons. NCBI's taxonomy places the organism in Eukaryota, Metazoa, Mollusca, Bivalvia, Pectinida, Pectinidae.
AUGGGAUUGCUUUUCAGACCAGAAGAUCAAAGACUUGGUUAUGAGUUCUAUAGUCCUCAGACAGUUGUGUCAAGACUUGGUUAUGAGUUCUAUAGUCCUCAGACAGUUGUGUCAAGACUUGGUGAUGAGUUCUAUAGUCCUCAGACAGUUGUGUCAAGACUUGGUGAUGAGUUCUAUAGUCGUCAGACAGUUGUGUCAAGACUUGGUGAUGAGUUCUAUAGUCCUCAGACAGUUGUGUCAAGACUUGGUUAUGAGUUCUAUAGUCGUCAGACAGUUGUGUUAAGACUUGGUUAUGAGUUCUAUAGUCGUCAGACAGUUGUGUCAAGACUUGGUUAUGAGUUCUAUAGUCGUCAGACAGUUGUGUUAAGACUUGGUUAUGAGUUCUAUAGUCGUCAGACAGUUGUGUCAAGACUUGGUUAUGAGUUCUAUAGUCGUCAGACAGUUGUGUCAAGACUUGGUGAUGAGUUCUAUAGUCGUCAGACAGUUGUGUCAAGACUUGGUUAUGAGUUCUAUAGUCGUCAGACAGUUGUGUUAAGACUUGGUUAUGAGUUAUAUAGUCCUCAGACAGUUGUGUCAAGACUUGGUUAUGAGUUCUAUAGUCGUCAGACAGUUGUGUUAAGACUUGGUGAUGAGUUCUAUAGUCCUCAGACAGUUGUGUUAAGACUUGGUUAUGAGUUAUAUAGUCCUCAGACAGUUGUGUCAAGACUUGGUUAUGAGUUCUAUAGUCGCCAGACAGUUGUGUCAAGAAUUGGUUAUGAGUUCUAUAGUCGCCAGACAGUUGUGUCAAGACUUGGUUAUGAGUUCUAUAGUCCUCAGACAGUUGUGUCAAGACUUGGUUAUGAGUUCUAUAGUCGUCAGACAGUUGUGUCAAGACUUGGUUAUGAGUUCUAUAGUCGUCAGACAGUUGUGUUAAGACUUGGUUAUGAGUUCUAUAGUCGUCAGACAGUUGUGUCAAGACUUGGUUAUGAGUUCUAUAGUCGUCAGACAGUUGUGUCAAGACUUGGUGAUGAGUUCUAUAGUCGUCAGACAGUUGUGUCAAGACUUGGUGAUGAGUUCUAUAGUCCUCAGACAGUUGUGUCAAGACUUGGUUAUGAGUUCUAUAGUCCUCAGACAGUUGUGUUAAGACUUGGUUAUGAGUUCUAUAGUCCUCAGACAGUUGUGUCAAGACUUGGUUAUGAGUUAUAUAGUCCUCAGACAGUUGUGUUAAGACUUGGUUAUGAGUUAUAUAGUCCUCAGACAGUUGUGUCAAGACUUGGUUAUGAGUUCUAUAGUCCUCAGACAGUUGUGUCAAGACUUGGUUAUGAGUUAUAUAGUCCUCAGACAGUUGUGUUAAGACUUAGUGAUGAGUUCUAUAGUCCUCAGACAGUUGUGUCAAGACUUGGUUAUGAGUUCUAUAGUCGUCAGACAGUUGUGUUAAGACUUGGUUAUGAGUUCUAUAGUCCUCAGACAGUUGUGUCAAGACUUGGUUAUGAGUUCUAUAGUCGUCAGACAGUUGUGUUAAGACUUGGUGAUGAGUUCUAUAGUCCUCAGACAGUUGUGUCAAGACUUGGUGAUGAGUUCUAUAGUCCUCAGACAGUUGUGUUAAGACUUGGUUAUGAGUUCUAUAGUCGUCAGACAGUUGUGUUAAGACUUGGUUAUGAGUUCUAUAGUCGUCAGACAGUUGUGUCAAGACUUGGUUAUGAGUUCUAUAGUCCUCAGACAGUUGUGUCAAGACUUGGUUAUGAGUUCUAUAGACCUCAGACAGUUGUGUUAAGACUUGGUUAUGAGUUCUAUAGUCCUCAGACAGUUGUGUUAAGACUUGGAACUACUGUACAAGGUAAAGUGUUUCAAGACUUCAACCUCCAGGUAUGUAGUUCCACCAGAAAGUUGUGUCAAGACUUCAACUUCCAAGUUACGAGGUUCGUAAGGUCCAUAAAGAGUUUUCUUUUAAAUGAUGUCAAUUUUGAUAUUUCUGUAUCUCCAGAAUGGAUGUUACAGAGACAGGACCUUUAAUGAGUAGUGUCCAUAGAUGGCCUGCACUGUAUAAAUAUUCAUUGAACAUUGGUAUAGACAGUUAUACCCUUCAGUAUUAGUAAUAAAGGUGUCCACAUUCCAAUUUAUUUGCAGAUAAAAAUUCAAAACAUAAGGCAUUUGGAGCAUCUAUUUCAUAAGAAAUUCCCACAUACUAAUGAUCCCAUCGUCGGGAUUGUGUACAAUUACAUUGUUUUCAUUGUUCUGAUGAAUUUUCUGUUCUCAUUCUUUUGAUUAAAUGUGUAAUGUUCUAA